This is a messenger RNA of Sphaerodactylus townsendi, 4541 nucleotides long. It is a transcript of the gene ELOVL6, whose product is annotated as ELOVL fatty acid elongase 6. Gene Ontology annotation, cellular component: endoplasmic reticulum; endoplasmic reticulum membrane. The coding region runs from base 243 to 1040 and encodes 265 amino acids. The transcript is spliced from 4 exons. The record is from RefSeq and is a predicted model, not a curated record. Lineage: Eukaryota; Metazoa; Chordata; Lepidosauria; Squamata; Sphaerodactylidae. Gene Ontology annotation, biological process: fatty acid elongation, monounsaturated fatty acid; fatty acid elongation, saturated fatty acid; sphingolipid biosynthetic process. Gene Ontology annotation, molecular function: fatty acid elongase activity.
GCGAGCGGCACUAAGACCGCCCGGCUCGGUUCCCGCCUAGGGUGGAUUGCAGAAGCCGAGAGGAGGAGAGAUCUGUAGACACGAGAGGAGGAUAUAGGAAGAGGAGAAAAGCAAUGCUCCAUCAAGGAUAUAGCUGAGAGCCAACGCAAGGAGACCAGGCGAUACCUGAGCCAGAGGCGUUCCGAAAAAGGGGUCCCCCGCAGACGGCACAGGGAAGCGGCGCCCCCUCCAAGACCGGUCCAAUGAACAUGUCAGUGCUGACUUUGCAAGAAUACGAAUUCGAGAAGCAAUUCAACGAGAAUGAAGCGAUUCAGUGGAUGCAGGAGAACUGGAAGAAAUCUUUCCUGUUUUCUGCUCUGUAUGCUGCAUUUAUAUUUGGUGGCCGGCAUCUAAUGAACAAGAGGGCAAAAUUUGAACUGAGGAAACCGCUAGUGCUCUGGUCCCUGAGUCUUGCACUCUUCAGUAUAUUCGGUGCUGUUCGAACGGGUGCUUAUAUGCUAUACAUUUUGAUGACCAAAGGGCUAAAAACGUCAGUUUGCGAUCAGAGUUUUUACAAUGGACCUGUCAGCAAAUUCUGGGCAUAUGCGUUUGUUCUAAGCAAAGCUCCAGAACUAGGUGAUACAAUAUUUAUUAUUCUUAGGAAACAGAAGCUCAUUUUCCUCCAUUGGUACCAUCACAUCACUGUACUACUUUAUUCCUGGUACUCUUACAAGGACAUGGUGGCCGGCGGUGGCUGGUUUAUGACCAUGAACUAUGGAGUCCAUGCCGUCAUGUACACUUACUAUGCCUUGAGGGCUGCUGGCUUCAGAGUGUCCCGCAAGUUUGCCAUGUUUAUCACUUUGUCACAGAUCACCCAGAUGUUCAUGGGCUGCAUCAUCAACUACCUGGUCUUUGCCUGGAUGCAACAGGGCCAGUGCCCUUCGCAUGUCUCCAACAUCAUGUGGUGUUCUCUCAUGUACCUCAGCUAUUUUGUGCUGUUCUGCCAUUUCUUCUUUGAUGCGUACAUCGGUAAAACAAGAAAAGCAAGGAAGGCUGAGUAAAACCUAGAAGCAGGACGAAAGCCACCGCUCAGGUCACCCACAAAAUAACAACACAGAUUUUUUUGAGCAAAACAAAAUGGCACAAGGAAAUAUUUGUAUAUGGUGCAAUUAAAACUCAACAACUAAAGAGGGGGGGCAGCUAGGGUUGUUGAAACCAGUAAGUUUAUGAUCCUGUCUGGGUGAGGACUCACUGAAUUAUCUUGCAUCGCAAAAAAGGACUGCUACAAUAAGGUAUCUUCCUUCUUGCAUCUAUCUGCUCUUAAAAUGCAAAUUUUAGGGAGGAAAGGAAAGAAAAACAAAAGAAGACAAUGAUUUUUCAAAAUAAAAAUAUGAAAAUAAAUGGUUUCCCUGAUAAUAGAUGACUUUUAUUUAAAAAAACUAGUUAUUUCUAUAUCCUUUCUAAACUUUUUUUAGAAAAUUCAAAACAUGAACAACAGGAAGCAGAGGACAGAUGUAGAGUUUGUGUCACGUGAACGUAUGAAGCUGCCUUGUCCUAUCAGAGCAUUGGUCCAGUUUGACUGGCAGCUGCUUGCCAAGGUUUCAAGCAGAGGCCCUGCAACCUAAGAUCCUUUUAAAACAGGAGAUCCCAGGAUUUAACCUGGGACUUUCUGCAUGCAGAUCAUCUGCUCUGCCACUGAACUAUGGCCCCUCCCCAAGUGACAUCAGUGUCUUUGCAAAAUUGAAUAGCUUUUUUACUUGAAAGGUUGACGCGUAAAAGCCCAGAUGUGGAAAUGCUGUUCACUAUGUUGCGACCAGAUCCAGUCAGUCAGCUAAAGAGCCGACUGUUCCUUGAGAUACUGAUGCAACUAUCAACAAGUCCUGUUGAGAUGCACAUAUCAGCAAAGUUUAUUCAAGUGCAUUUCCUGGCUGAAGAAAGGCAUGAAGUAAAACAGGCUGUUAUGCCACUGAUUGGUCUUAGUUGAAUUACUCGGGUCUAAAAUACAAAAGCAGGAGAAAGGAAUAUGAGGGAAAAGGAAGGAACGGUACAUCAAAUCUGGCCAUUUCUCAAAGCGUUCUACAGAUCCUGAUCUUGUGCUGUAGACAGAGUUCAAGGAUCGCAGUUCCCUCUCCCCAGGGUCAGUUCUAGCACACUAUUUCAGAUGCACAGAAUGUCUUUCAGCAUGAGUACCAUGUGGUGAGUUUAACUGGAAAACAGGUAGUCCACGCCCCUUGUCCAAAGUCAGUUCCAUCAGCUAAGUCAGUCUGGGUCAUGCAAUAUCUUUGGGAAGCUGAAUGGAUAAUCUCUUCUGCUAAAAAUGUGCUCCUGUGCUUGCGACCACAGGAAUCGUUCCAAAAGCCAUUUUGUGAAUGCAAAAUAUGAGGGUGAGUGUGGUCUUUGGAACAGGACCCAGUGCACAAGCGUGCCCUUGUUGCAGUUGCUGUAGCUUUUUUCUUCCACCAGUGGUUCCAAGUUCGUAGCCAUUGCCACAAACAUACACAAAGAACCCGCCAAGUUUUUUUUGUAUCCUGUCCUACAGUCCAAAUUUGACGGGGUUUGUUCUCGCAUGCAAUAUUUGCAGGCUUGCUAUGUAGGAAAUGCAUCAGAGGAUCCACUAACUAUGAACAAGGAGCUGCCGUGGGUAGAAGAAGCCCGCAGCUGCUACAAGCACGGCGUAGGCCAGCAAUUACAGCAUUAAGUGCAAUUUGAGCGAAAGGUGCAACCACAAAAGAAAUUCCAGACAGCCUUUUAGAAGGUGGUGGUUCGGGUUAGAUAGGAACUUCAGGAACAAAGAAACCUGUGGUAUGGUACAUAUUUUAUAUUUUUAUGAACUUCAAAGAAUAGAUAUCUGCAACCUUAACGGCAUUUUACAGGACUCUAUGUGACUUUAGGUAACACUAUGCUUUUGCAUUUGCUUUUCGAGCAGUGCAAGGAUGCUUAAAGUGCCCUCCUCUGGUUGCUUGGAGAUUCUACAGCUGGAAGUAUUGGAAUUGUCAUAUUGGAAGCUUUAUUAUACGGGGUGAUUCCGUUGCAUCACAUUAACUGUGUGGUCUAGAGAGAACUGUCUUUACUUUUUUUUAAAAAAAAAAAGAAUCUGUAGAAAUAUAUACUGUAGCAUUCUUGAUCACUUAAAAAGACAUCUGGUUCUUCGGUCAGCUGCAGAUAUAAGGACAAACUAUUCCACUCUGAAACUCAGAAUUAGCCGAAAAGAGCCAUAUUUUCUACAAGAAAAACAGUAGAUUGCAUUAUCUGUAAGAUUUCAGUCUUUACAAAGCCAAAUACAAUGUGUUAAGCGUUCCUAGUACUUCAAAGAAACAAGUCUGUAAACUUAAUGUUAUAACUGUGUGUUAACAUAGUGUUCUCAAUUGUAUCAGUUUGGUAGUUGAAUUUAACAAGUAGAAAAACUAGAGGGACAGAUUAGGAACUGCUGUUCUAUGUAGAAAAUGCAUACACACCUAUAACUAUAUUCGUAAUACCCAUUAUUCGAGCUGUCCAAAUGCAAAGAAGUUGGAAGGGAGGGAAAGAAUCGGCUAUUUUUUUUUCCUGGCUAUUGCAAAGGAUCACCAUUAACGUUUUUCCUUAAAUCUGAUACUGAACAACACAAAGUAUUUUUUGCUUCGAUUGUGCUGUCUUAUCAUUCAUGACACAGAGCUGAUAUAUUUGUUAGAAAUAACAAGGGCUUUCAGUGUUUCACUAUGUGCAGAAAAAUACCUGUUACAUUCUGUAUUAUGUGGAUAGUCCUUUUAAGAGCAAGAAAUUCAAAAGCUCUCCAGAGCUGUCGUUAACUGUGAAAAAAAGUGAAAAAAUAUAUCUGUCAUUUAAGUUAUUGAUGUUCUGAUAUUGUUAUUCAUUACAAAAGGAGAGGCAGAGCAUUAUAUUACAUAGAAAAUAUAACAUGAACUUAAAUCAUAGGACUCCUGUAUAAGUGGAAAUAUUAAUUAAGAUGUAAACAAUGUUAUUUUACAGUUUUGGGAGCAGAUUAUAUUUUACAAUAAGUCUUUUUUUAAAAAAAAAACCUCACUCUUAAGUAUUUUUCUGUUAUGUAAUAUUUGAAGCAAACCCAGAUCAAGUAUUAUAGAAAGGCGAUGCCAUUGGGAAUUGCAUCUCCCUUCCCCCCCCCCCCCCAAUUGUACCAUUCACUUUGGUAUCUCUCACUUUUCAUUUAAUUUUCUGUGUAGGCUGAAAGACAGAUUUCUCUCCCCCGAACCUAUCAUUAAAUAAAUGAGAAAAAAAGUUUUACAAAGGACUCUGAGAACUGCUUUAUUUUUUUGCUUUUGCCAACAAAAGGAUGAAACUGCAUUGAUUAAGAACAUAUAUUUAGGGUUUUUUUUAAUAUUCUCCCACUUUGAGAUUUGCAUUAGUAGCAGUGACAUAAAUAGCAAGUGUUCAUGGUACCCCAUCUGAAGAAAAUAAAUCAUCUUCACUUUUGUUGUGCAAACAUACUCACAGAUCUCAAACUUAUCAGCAGCAUGUAUGACACUGCACUUGAAAAUCAGUGAAUUACAAGGGCAAAAACCGCACACGUUAACAUGUGGGUGUCAAAAUGUGGGAUUGGGCAUUUU